This is a messenger RNA of Closterium sp. Yama58-4, 1245 nucleotides long. The record is from the annotation of a GenBank genome assembly. Lineage: Eukaryota; Viridiplantae; Streptophyta; Zygnematophyceae; Desmidiales; Closteriaceae.
AUGCGCCCUUACACCAACAAGAACCCCCCCCCGCUCUGGCUCACUCUCUACCACCUAGUCACCCGCCUCCCUGACUCUCUGCGUGCAGUCAGGGAUUCCUUCCUAGCUCGCUGCCCUACUGAGCUCACCAUUGCCCUCCUCGAGAAGGAACUACUUGCAGCUGAGGCUAGCAUAGUCGCUGUAGGUGCCUCUCGUGGCGACCCCCGCACCCCGUUCUUUGAGGGGUGUUCUCCUUCCCCCCUUCUUCCCUCUGUCGCCUCUGCUGCUGCUGUCGACCUCGUUGGUGCUGAGAAGGUCGGGACUGCGUCUGCUUCGAGCGGACGCCGCAGCGGCAAGGGCAAAGGGGGCAAGGGAGGCGGAGGUGACGGCGGGGGAGGGGGUGGUGGGGGCGGUGGCGGCGGUGGGGGUGGUGGCGGGGCUGGAGGGGCGAGUGGCAGCGGUGGGGGUGGUGGCGGCAGCGGCGGGGGAGGUGGCAAGGGCGGGGCCGGUGGUGGGGGUGGCGGUGGACGCGGCGGCGGCAGGGGUUGGGGUGGUCGAGGAGGUGGGGGCGGAGGUGGUGGUCGUGGAGGCGCUGGCGGUGGCCAGAGCCAGCAGCACACUCCGUCGCCCCAGGAGGUCCGUGAGUGGUACUCUCAGCACGGGGGGGGGGGUGGCUUUAGCUGCACGUACGUCAUUCGCACUGGUGACCGCACUGGUCAGCCGUGUGGGGGACCACACGCCACGCAGCGCUGCUUCGCUCGCCUCAACGACGCUUGGCGUGUUCAGUUCCCUCAGGCCACUGAGCUGCCCCGCUGGAUUGAUCUCCUGAAGAAGGGGAUUGAUAUCUAUGCUCUAGACUUUGAUGCUAUUCUCACUGCCAUGUAUGUGAUGUCUACUAGUGGAGAGGGUGCUGAGUACCUGUGUGUUCCGCCCGACCCGGGCAUUAGGACCAGUGCGUCUGCCGCUUCAGGUCCUCGCGUGUCUGCUACCUCAGGUGCUGGUGAGGCUGCUGCUCUAGGUGCCAGUGCGUCUGCCGCCCCUGGUACUGAGUCGACUGAGGCACUACACACCUUCACACUGGACUCAGGUGCUUCUCGCUGCUUCUUUCGUGACCGCACUGUCCUUGAGCCGCUUGCUCGGCCAGUUGCUGUCUCCCUCGCUGACCCCUCUGGGGGCCCGGUCGUUGCGACCUCCUCCACUGUCCUUCCCUGUCCUGCGGUCCCGACGCGGGUGUUCACCAGUUCACCCCUGCCUACGAGCGCGUGA